AUCAACAGCAGCAGCAGUGGUGGUAACCAACAGAGAGGAAGCAGAGAGGGGGGAGAGCCACAUCCUGCACACACCAAACAUGGCUUUCCCUAAACUGUGAGGGAUUUUGGUGUUAGAGUCACCUCUCUAGGCUCCUGGAUUUAAAACAGAAGGCUCUUGUGCUUUGACAACCGAAGACAGCAGCUCCAAAUGAGUGUCCCUGCAGCGACGACACAGAAAUCAGACAGCAACAGUGAGAUGCAGUCGGCUGCAGUCGCUCCCUCCUUCAUGCCCAGCCAACAGUCGGGGAAAAUACCGGGCAGGAAGAGGGGGAGACCCCCCCUCCGCAAUGUUCCCAAGGUGGAUUUUCCAAACCGUUACCCUGAGUCGCUCCCUCCCCUCAAAGUGCCAAAGAAGAGGGGGAGAAAGCCGGGCUUCAAGCUCAAACCCAGGAUGGUGAUGACACCACUGGCGAUUUCUCCACCCAGCAGCACCCCUGAACCCGACAUGAGCUCCAUCCCUCAGGACGCAGCCACAAUCCCCCACUCAGCCACGCCCCAGGUGUUAACAGUCUGUAUCUACAUCAACAAACAGGCUAACACAGGCCCAAACCUGGACAGGAAGAAGAUCCAACAACUGCCGGAUCACUUUGGACCCGACCGGCCCUCGGUGGUUCUGCAGCAGGCUGUUCAAGGCUGCAUCGACAGUGCCUUCCAGCAGAAGACUGUCUUCACCCUCCUCACACAAGGCUACGGGGGAGAAAAAAUAUCAGCCACAUUUGAUGGGAAGCAGCACCUUCUCAGCCUCCCUGUGGUGAACAGCAUCGACUAUGUGCUUCGCUUUCUGAAGAAGCUGUGCCGCAGCUUACACUGUGAAAACCUGUUCAGCGAUCAGCCCAUUACCCAGCACAGCGGUGCUUCCUACCACUCAGAUGCUGAGACUUCAAUGGCUGAGGACUAUCAUUUAGACCAUUCAGAUGGAAAACGCUACUCAUUGGAUCCAGGUGACACUGCUUUCAGCUCCAUAAGUUCCUCGUACUUGCCAAAGUCAUCCUAUGGGUUCCGGUCAUCGCAGCAGUUCUCCAACAGCUCUGCCUCUGUGAACAUGUGCAGGCAGUUGUCCACCAGCCCAAACACAUUCCCAGAAAGCAACAGGACAGGAGGCUAUAGUGCAUCGUCAGAGUCCCAGGAGUCCAAGGCUGCAGCCAAUAAAGACCCAUCCACCUGGUCUGUGGAGGAUGUGGUGUGGUUCAUCAGGGAUGCAGAUCCCCAAGCCCUCGGCCCUCAUGCAGAUGUCUUUAGGAAGCACGAAAUCGAUGGAAACGCCUUGUUACUGCUGAAGAGCGAUAUGAUCAUGAAGUACCUUGGCCUGAAGCUGGGGCCAGCCUUGAAGCUUUGCUACCACAUCGACAAACUAAAGCAAACUAAGUUCUGACCACCUCUGAUGACAUUUUGUUUCCAUUUAUAGGGUUGAAUGCAGUACAUCCUGCAGAAGAUUUCAUGAUGUCAUGUAGUGAUAAUCAUAAAUUCAAGAUAAGCCAGAGUGACGAAAACGUUACCCAUUGUGUCCUACUGUAUUGGAGCAGCACAUCUGUCCGCUGCAUGCAGUUAUCAUUAUAUAUACUCCUCAUUAGACAAGAAAUGUAUAACAAAAAAUAGGUGAUGUACUUUAAAACUACUCCCACAGUGUCAAAUCACUCUAUAGGACUUACUUACUAAUCUGAAAACAUAUCUAUGUCUGUACUGAAACAGUGCAUUCAAUUAAUACUGUAUUGUUUUUUUUGGAUGGAGAGAUUUAGAAAAUCAUUUUGAUACUAUUUUUUCACAUUACUGUGUAACAAAAAAGUAAUGUUCUCAUUGGAUUAGCCAUGCUUUUUUAUUAUAAUUUUAAUAUUUAAAAAACCUAUAAACUAAAUACAACAAUAAUAUUGACAGACAGAAGGUAGCUCUCUUUGUAAUAUAUGUUAAGACAAAUGACAAUAUUGUGAACACGAUAUUCUAUUUAUGUUUCAAUAUGCAAGGUUGUUAAAUGCCAAUUAUGUCCCUAGGUUCUCCAUUGAUCCAUUUUUCUAAGGCUUUCUAUGUUUUUAUCCAUCGUCAGUGUUGAAAUGGAAGUUGUUGAAAACACCACCAACUUCAGUGUUACGCAGAGGAAACCUAAAAUGGUCGUGUAAAUGGGUAUAUAAUAGAGUAUUGCUUUUGUAUACCACUUUUGGUGUACAAUUUGCAUCCUUUUUUAAAGUCAAUUAACCUUUGUAAGUGAAUGCUGCUGUAAAGAUAUUACAUGUAAGCCAUGCCUAGUGAGAUCAAGGGAAAGUGUUUUAUUUCAAAAAUCACUAUGAAUAAGAGUUUUAGAGAAACCUGAGUGGUUCAGAAUACUCUAUGCUGGUGCUAAAGUUAUCUAUGUAUUCAACUGUUUGCUUUUGUGUCUGUGAGAUGUAAAGGAAAUCUUAUGUGUAUACUGUGCUGUACGUAAGUAUUAAAUGAAGAAAUAAUCAGA
Sphaeramia orbicularis (orbiculate cardinalfish) is the source of this 2478-nucleotide messenger RNA. RefSeq names its product sex comb on midleg-like protein 4. Bases 190 to 1413 code for a protein of 407 amino acids. Lineage: Eukaryota; Metazoa; Chordata; Actinopteri; Kurtiformes; Apogonidae. Gene Ontology annotation, molecular function: histone binding; chromatin binding. The record is from RefSeq and is a predicted model, not a curated record. Gene Ontology annotation, cellular component: nucleus. Gene Ontology annotation, biological process: negative regulation of DNA-templated transcription. The transcript has 8 exons.